Molecule: messenger RNA, 2139 nt
Organism: Mercurialis annua (annual mercury)
Lineage: Eukaryota; Viridiplantae; Streptophyta; Magnoliopsida; Malpighiales; Euphorbiaceae
Product: ubiquitin-like-specific protease ESD4
Exons: 8
Coding region: 232-1710 (492 amino acids)
Biological process (GO): protein desumoylation
Cellular component (GO): nucleus
Molecular function (GO): deSUMOylase activity
Source: RefSeq, a predicted model, not a curated record
UCUGAAUUUGAGUUUUUAAAUUCUCCUCUCUCGCCAUUCUUUAAUCCUCCAAUUUCGCAAUCAAAUAAUUUACUUUCUUUUUUAUUUUCUGUUUUUUUCGUCUAGGGUUUAUGUUUAUUAGUCUUCAAAAUUCAAACGAAUUUAUCGACAAGAUUUUUCAAAUGCAAUGCUGUUCUUCGUAAAUGGAUUUUAAAUUUCUAGGGUUUGUAACUUAUUUAGAUUUUCGAUAGAAUGGGAGCUUUAACGAGCAACAGUAAGCGAGAUCCGUUUUCAAAUUCACCCGAUUUUCAUAUUUCAAAAAAACCUAAAUUAUCUUACAUGCAACAAAUUUCAAACCAAACCCUAGGCUCAUCAAACAGUACGGUCUCUAGAAUUUCAAGGUACCCGGAGCCUAGAAAUAAGUCAAAGUUUCGUAGAGAAGUUCAUGCGCCUUGUAGAAUAGUUAAAUUUGGGUUGUCAUCGUUGUCUAGGGCAAACGAUAUCGAUUCAGCGGAUAGGAGACAAUCUUUUGGUGGUGAUGAUAUGGGUAAUUUCUUGAGUAAGAAGCUUGAUUCUGCUAAGAGAAGUGCAGUUGGUGCUUUUCGGUAUUUGGCUACGUAUAAGCCCGUAAUUGGGGCUGUUGAUAACGGAUUUGAUAGGCGCGAAAAGGCGGUUUUAGUGUCUGAGGAUUCUAGUAUUGAAGAAGGGGAAGAUGGGGAUUUGGGGGGAAAUAAGAAUAAGGUGGAUGAUAAUGAUGUGAAAAUUUUGGAGGAGAGAUCAGUGGUUACUAAUGAUGGGAUUUUGGGAUUACGAAAUGCGGGGAGAGAAUUGGAGUAUUUGGUAUUGAAUGGUGAAUUGGAUGUAUCUAGUGUUGAGGCUUAUAAGAAAUUGUUAGAGAAUGCUGAGAGAAGGAAUCCAAAAUUGCAAGCCUUGGAUUUUGAGAUUGAAUUGAAUGAGAAAAGGCGGAGCUUAUACCAGUUGCUUCGGCCCCUGAAGAAACCGGAAGAGAAACUGCAGGAGAUUCCCAAGGAGCCCUUUAUACCUCUUACAAAGGAGGAAGAGACUGAGGUUAAACGUGCAUUUACAGCUAAUUAUAGGAGGAAGACUCUGGCUACUCACAAGAAUUCGAAUAUUGACAUCACGGGGGAACUUUUGCAUUGCCUUGCACCAGGGGCAUGGUUGAAUGAUGAGGUGAUCAACGUGUACCUAGAGUUGUUGAAAGAAAGAGAAAUGCGGGAACCACAAAGGUUUCUUAAAUGCCAUUUCUUCAACACAUUUUUCUACAAAAAGUUACUGAACGGGAACUAUAAAGCUGUCAGAAGAUGGACCACAGAAAGGAAGUUGGGAUACUUUUUGAUGGAUUGUGAUAAAAUAUUUGUUCCUGUUCAUAGAGAGGUCCACUGGUGUUUGGCAGUUAUCAAUAAGAAGGAUCAGAAAUUCCAAUAUCUUGAUUCGCUCAAAGGAAGGGACUUCAAAGUGCUGGAAGCUCUGGCUAAAUAUUAUGUCGAGGAAGUGAAGGACAAGAGUAAAAAGGAAAUUGAUGUAAGUAAUUGGGAACGUGAAUUUGUUGAAGAUCUUCCUGAACAGGAGAAUGGGUAUGAUUGCGGUGUAUUCAUGAUCAAAUAUGCAGAUUUUUAUAGCAGAGACGUAGGUCUUUGUUUUGGCCAGGAGCAUAUGCCCUAUUUUCGGAUGCGAACAGCUAAAGAGGUAUUGAGACUGAAAGCUGACUGAUUGGAGAAGUGGAUGCAGCUAAAGAGAUUAUGAGAUUAAGAGCUUACUGAUCGGUACAGCUAAAGAGAGAUUGAGAUUGGGAGCUUACUAGUCAGAGAUGUGGAUGGUGCUCAAUGCGCUACAUUCAUUUUGUUUCAGCAAUUCUGCUAAUAAUAGCAGAUGUGCUGUAUUAAUCAGAUGAUUACAUAUACUUGUGAAUGUAGGAUCUUUCAGCCUUUGUCAAAUAUGUUGUGGUUACAAGGCAUUUUUGGUCUAUUUAAUUGAUUUAAUUAUGUUCAUAAUUGAUGAGUGGUGAAGAAUUCAAUAGUAAACAAGCCGCCGGCUGAUGGCUGGUGCUUGCACUUUAUUAUUGCGAGUUGCGUUUGUAAUUUGUAACAUAGAAUGUUUGCUUUUUCUUUCUCCAUUUCACUGACCUCCAAGAUUGCUGCA